GCGGGCGCGGCCUCUACCUGCGGCGUGGGGAGCGGAGGAGGAGGCGGCGUUGUGGCCGCCGCCAUUGCCGCCGUCCCAGCGGGGAGGAUGUUUUCCUUCUCCACCGUGCAGCCUCAGGCCACUGUUCCUCUGAGUCACCUUAUCAAUGCCUUUCAUUCACCAAAAAGCGCCACUACCACUGCCAGCUCAGCUUCUGUGCAGCCUGUCCAGAGGGACACUGCCCCAGAACAUGACCAUCAGCACAGUGAGCCAAUACUGAAUUUAAGAGAUCUGGGAUUGUCUGAUUUGAAAGCUAACCAGCUCAAAGAACUAGCGAACAGGUUGCUUCCUGGCUAUUAUGCCGAAAAGAAAGUCUCUUCCCAGUGGCAUACAUCCUACGUCUCUGCAGAGUCCUUCUUUGAAAAUAAGCAUGGUUUUGUGGAUGUUUUUAGUGCUUUACGCUCAUCUUUCUUGUACAGACAGCAUCCUAAUCCCCUCCAAAGUUUGUGUUCAGAUCUGCGGUGUUGGCCAGUUUAUAUACAGUCCCGAGGCUUUAAGACUUUGAGAUCAAGAGCAAGACGCCUGCAAUCAACAUCUGAACAGUUCACAGAAACAAAGAAUUCACUUUCUUCACUUCUGAAGGGUUUCAUCCUGAGAAAACGAAGAGUUGAUGUUGAAAACUUAGAUAUGUUAAUGAAAACAAAAAAUAUCCCAGAGGCACAUCAGGAUGCUUUUAAAACUGGUUUUGCAGAAGGCUUUUUGAAAGCACAGGUAUUCCUGCAAAAAACACUUGAUUCCUUAAGGCGAUCACGUUUGCUUUCUUUCUUUCUCUUUGUUCUUUGUUUUUAUCUUGCCGUAUAUUCCUCAUUUUUACCUGGAAAAGGCUCCUUUUCUGAUGCUGUACGUUUUCGAACAUCAAGCAUCUUUGAUGCAGCAGUUGAUCCAAUUCAGUUGAAAAAUGUCACCUUUGAACAUGUAAAGGGGGUUGAAGAAGCUAAACAGGAAUUGCAAGAGGUUGUAGAAUUCUUGAAAAACCCACAUAAGUUUACUGUACUAGGAGGCAAACUUCCAAAAGGUAUUCUGUUAGUUGGACCACCUGGUACUGGUAAAACGCUUCUUGCACGAGCUGUGGCUGGUGAAGCUGAUGUUCCAUUCUAUUAUGCAUCUGGGUCAGAGUUUGAUGAAAUGUUUGUUGGCGUAGGAGCUAGUCGCAUCCGAAGCUUAUUCAGGGAAGCAAAAGCAAAUGCACCCUGUGUUAUAUUUAUUGAUGAGUUGGACUCUGUUGGUGGGAAGAGAAUUGAAUCUCCAAUGCAUCCCUACUCAAGACAGACCAUUAAUCAACUUCUUGCUGAAAUGGAUGGCUUUAAACCUAAUGAAGGUGUUGUUAUUAUUGGUGCAACAAACUUCCCUGAAGCACUAGAUAAUGCUUUAAUACGUCCUGGUCGCUUUGACAUGCAAGUUACUGUUCCCAAGCCAGAUGUAAGAGGCCGUACAGAAAUUCUGAAGUGGUACCUUAACAAAAUAAAGUAUGAUCCAUCUGUUGAUCCAGAAAUAAUUGCACGAGGCACAGUCGGAUUUUCUGGGGCAGAACUUGAGAAUCUUGUAAAUCAAGCUGCCUUAAAGGCAGCUGUGGAUGGAAAAGACAUGGUAACCAUGAAAGAACUAGAAUUCUCUAAGGACAAAAUUCUAAUGGGACCUGAACGUAGAAGUGUAGAAAUUGAUGAGAAAAACAAAACAAUCACAGCUUACCAUGAAUCUGGACAUGCUAUCAUUGCAUAUUAUACUAAGGAUGCAAUGCCAAUCAACAAGGCUACAAUCAUGACACGAGGAACAACACUUGGACAUGUAUCUUUGCUCCCAGAAAAUGACAGAUGGAGUGAAACUAGAUCCCAGUUGCUUGCACAGAUGGAUGUCUGCAUGGGAGGAAGAGUAGCAGAAGAGCUCAUAUUUGGGAGUGAUCACAUCACAACAGGUGCUUCCAGUGAUUUUGACAAUGCUACUAGAAUUGCGAAGCUGAUGGUGACUAGGUUUGGAAUGAGCGAGAAGCUUGGUGUUAUGACCUAUACUGAUACGGGGAAAGUUAGCCCGGAAACUCAGUCUGCAAUUGAACAGGAAGUGAGAACACUUUUAAGGGACUCAUAUGAGCGAGCAAAGAACAUCUUGAAGACUCAUGCAAAAGAACACAAGAAUUUAGCAGAAGCUUUACUGAAAUACGAGACUUUGGAUGCCAAAGAAAUCCAGAUUGUUCUAGAGGGGAAAAAACUAGAAGUAAGAUGAUAACAUCCUUGGUACAGUAACUGAUAAUUCGAAGAAUGUACAUCUAGCAAUGCAGUAGUCUUAUGCAGCAUAGCUUUUUUUUCCCCCCUACCUGAUGUGUGUAUGACACUUCAAGAUUACUCUGCAGUCUCUUGUCAGCUUCUGUUACUCAUCUAUUUGUUGUGUCUGUUCAGAAUAAGACACAAAAUAAAGCAAGUUCCUCAUUCUCCAUCUGCUAUUCCAGGAAAAAAUUUUUCAGAAAUAUAAAUCUCAGGGUUGAAUUCAAUGUUUUGGUCUAGUCAAAGGUGUUGAAGUUGAGGAGAAAGAAUUGUGCAGGUAUACUGGUAUGUUUUGGCGUAGCUUCCUGGGGUUGCACUGCUAUAUGCGCAUUUGAAGCGGUACCCCCAUAAUACGUACUGCAGAAUGUUUUCUGGAGAGUGACACCUUAAGUGCUAAAGGAUUGACAUGUAAAACUGUAGUAUGUAGUCUGACUAAUAAUGUUCAAAUGCUAUUUUGAAGAUAAAGAUCAGUUAAAAAGAAAAAAGACUCUUCUUAGAAAUGUAACAAAACUUCUGUAUGAAUGAAGCAGUGCAUCUCUAGUAAUGGGAAUUGUGAGAGCUCCAAGUUAGUUUAAAAAAAAAAAAAGUGAUUAUUCUUUGAGUGCUUUGGGGGUUAAAAUACGCACGUGUGGCUGGGAAAGAAAUUUUAAUGCGAGAACAACAGCAAGAUAAACAUGUCUAAACCUCUUUGGGCCAUGUUUUGGACAGAACUAUGGCAGGAAUAAGAGAAAUAACUGACCUCUGAUGUGCUGCUGACAAAAUUCUCAGAAUUUUUAUUACUGCAGUAGAUGGAUGUGAUUUGAAAAUAGUGCUUUUAUAAUCCUGGAGAUUCUACUGAAUUAGUUUUUGCUAAUACUAUAUAUGAGUGUUUGAUUAUCCAACAGAGGAUUUCUUCAAAGAGGACAAUAUUGCUCACUAAAGAAUAGUUCAGAAAAUGCUUCAAGCAUGCAUUGUUUCAAAUAACAUUCCCAGUUCUCUUGUUCAGUAAAAGUAGGGAACUAACCCUUUUCUUUCAACCCUUACAGAUGUUUUCUGGAAAUUCUAGGCUUAUAAGAAAAUGUUUCAAAAACAAAAGCAGUUUCCAAUCAAGUAGAAGUGUUUGCUAUCAAUUAUACAUGCCAGUAUACUUAUCUCAUGGAACUGUUUUUAGGAAUAGCAUUGCUUGAUUAUAAUCUUUCUGUGCAAUGAGUUGUAGACCCCUGGGACUAUAAACUUCUGUUGCAGAGAGAAUGCCUUUAUUGAAAGUAAACAUUGUUGGAGGUUAAAGUAGUUGGGCUGGUGCCAAUAAAUGUGAAUGGAUAUUGGUAGCUACACUUAAAACUAAAAUUAACAAAACUUUUAGAAUUUUCCGAGUGUAACACUUGAUUAUAACCUAGUUCUUUUUAGUAAGAGCACGUGUUUUUCUUUCAAAACCAGGAUAACUUUCUAUUCGCUUAUUUUACAUUGUUGGCUUAGUAUAGUGGCAUCCCAGUAAAGUGGGGGAGAACUUCCAAAUGUUAUAAAACAGUAUACCAAACUUCUAGGCUGACUAGUUACAGUUGUACAUGUAUUUUAAUGCAUAUUUGCAUUACAUAUAUUGCAUAUUUGGCAUCUGUUUUUGGAAUAAUAAAGUUGAUUUUAAUUACGCA
Rhea pennata is the source of this 3922-nucleotide messenger RNA. RefSeq names its product YME1 like 1 ATPase (gene YME1L1). The record is from RefSeq and is a predicted model, not a curated record. Gene Ontology annotation, cellular component: mitochondrial inner membrane. The transcript is spliced from 19 exons. Gene Ontology annotation, molecular function: metalloendopeptidase activity; ATP binding; ATP hydrolysis activity. Gene Ontology annotation, biological process: mitochondrion organization; protein quality control for misfolded or incompletely synthesized proteins. The coding region runs from base 88 to 2256 and encodes 722 amino acids. Lineage: Eukaryota; Metazoa; Chordata; Aves; Rheiformes; Rheidae.